Piliocolobus tephrosceles (Ugandan red Colobus) is the source of this 2327-nucleotide messenger RNA. RefSeq names its product regulator of microtubule dynamics 3 (gene RMDN3). NCBI's taxonomy places the organism in Eukaryota, Metazoa, Chordata, Mammalia, Primates, Cercopithecidae. Gene Ontology annotation, molecular function: microtubule binding. The transcript has 14 exons. The record is from RefSeq and is a predicted model, not a curated record. The coding region runs from base 177 to 1679 and encodes 500 amino acids. Gene Ontology annotation, cellular component: cytoplasm; mitotic spindle pole; spindle microtubule.
ACUGACAGCGUGAGCCCGCGGCGGCUGCUGCUGCCAUGGUGGCUGGCGGCCGGGUAAGGUUCUAAGUGGACCUCCUGCCAGGCCAGAGCGCCUUCCUGGGCCGCAGGGGAAGACCGGGAGUUUGCAGCCAGGGCGGCGGGUUUGUGGUCUGCAGUGUUGUGAGGCUGAGGUGCAGCAUGUCUAGACUGGGAGCCCUGGGUGGUGCCCGUGCCGGGCUGGGACUGUUGCUGGGUACCGCCGCCGGCCUUGGAUUCCUGUGCCUCCUUUACAGCCAGCGAUGGAAACGGACCCAGCGCCAUGGCCGCAGCCAGAGCCUUCCCAACUCCCUGGACUAUACGCAGACUUUAGAGACCGGACGCCAGGCAGGACAGCUGUCCUCCUUCAGAUUCCACACUCGGGCAAGCAUUUUACAUCAUCUGUCGUGGUGUGCAGCACUCCUGAAGGGCCCUGUGAUGCUCUUGCGGGCUGUCCCAGGUGGGGCUGGAGAUGCCGCAGUGCUACCCAGCCUUCCACGGGAAGGACAGGAGAAGGUGCUGGACCGCCUCGACUUUGUGCUGACCAGCCUUGUGGCACUGCGGCGAGAGGUGGAGGAGCUGAGGAGCAGCCUGCGAGGACUUGCCGGAGAGAUUGUUGGGGAGGUCCGAUCCCACGUGGAAGAGAACCAGAGAGUGACUCGGCGGCGAAGGUUUCCGUUUGUCCGGGAGAGGAGUGACUCCACCGGCUCCAGCUCUGUCUACUUCACGGCCUCCUCGGGAGCCACAUUCACAGAUGCUGAGAGCGAAGGCGGUUAUACAACAGCCAAUGCGGAGUCUGACAAUGAGCGGGACUCUGACAAAGAAAGUGAGGACGGGGAAGAUGAAGUGAGCUGCGAGACUGUGAAGAUGGGAAGAAAGGAUUCUCUGGACCUGGAGGAGGAGGCAGCUUCGGGUGUUGUGCCCAGUGUCCUGGAGGCUGGAGGUUCCUCAGGCUUGGAGGAUGUGCUGCCUCUCCUGCAGCAGGCCGACGAGCUGCACAGGGGUGAUGAGCAAGGCAAGCGGGAGGGCUUCCAGCUGCUGCUCAACAACAAGCUGGCGUAUGGAAGCCGGCAGGACUUUCUCUGGCGCCUGGCCCGAGCCUACAGUGACAUGUGUGAGCUCACUGAGGGGGUGAGCGAGAAGAAGUCAUAUGCCCUAGGUGGAAAAGAAGAAGCAGAGGCUGCUCUGGAGAAGGGGGAUGAGAGUGCUGACUGUCACCUGUGGUAUGCGGUGCUUUGUGGUCAGCUGGCUGAGCAUGAGAGCAUCCAGAGGCGCAUCCAGAGUGGCUUUAGCUUCAAGGAGCAUGUGGACAAAGCCAUUGCUCUCCAGCCAGAAAACCCCAUGGCUCACUUUCUUCUUGGCAGGUGGUGCUAUCAGGUCUCUCAUCUGAGCUGGCUAGAAAAAAAAACUGCUACAGCCUUGCUUGAAAGCCCUCUCAGUGCCACUGUGGAAGAUGCCCUCCAGAGCUUCCUAAAGGCUGAAGAACUACAGCCAGGAUUUUCCAAAGCAGGAAGGGUAUAUAUUUCCAAGUGCUAUAGAGAACUAGGGAAAAACUCUGAAGCUAGGUGGUGGAUGAAGUUAGCCCUGGAGCUGCCAGAUGUCACGAAGGAGGAUUUGGCUCUCCAGAAGGAACUGGAAGAAUUGGAAGUCAUUUUAGGAGACUAACCACAUUUCACUGGCCUUCAUGACUUGAUGCUACUAUUUAAGAGGGGGGAAAAAAGGCUUUUUUCCUUAGACCUUGCUGAGAUCAGGAAACCACACAAAUCUGACUCCUGGGUCUGACUGCUACCCGGUACCAUUCCCCAUUAGUUAAUUUAUUCUAACCUCUAACCUAAUCUAGAAUUGGGGCAGUACUCGUGGCUUGGGUUUCUGUGUUUCUGUUAUUCUCUCCCUUGAGUAAUCUCUUGAAAAAAAUCAAGAUUCACACCUGCCCCAGGAUUACACAUGGGUGGAGCCUGCUAGACCUUCCAAUUGCUGGUGACGUGGAUGAACUUCAAAGCUAUAGGAAAACACAGAACUUGUCACUUUAAUCUUUUUCACUGACUAAUAGGCCUCAAUACAUAUAGUCCUAAGAUCAUACCUUACCUACCAAGGAAAAAGGGAUCAGAGUAGCCCAUAGGCAUUGCUUUCUUAUCACCUAUCAUGUGAAUUCUACCUGUAUGCCUGGGCUGGACCACUUGAUGACUUCCAGAGUCCUGUCAGCUUUUGGAAUGACAGCAGUGGUACAGGGUUUAUGAUGCUAUGAAACAAUGUCUGAAAAGUUGCCUAGAAUAUAUUUUGUUACAGACUUAAAAUAAACCAAAUUUGAUGUUA